Messenger RNA from Symbiodinium sp. CCMP2456, 2163 nucleotides. NCBI's taxonomy places the organism in Eukaryota, Dinophyceae, Suessiales, Symbiodiniaceae. The record is from the annotation of a GenBank genome assembly.
GAGGAAGCUACCCUUCUUGCCUUGGCCGAAUUUGAUGAGGUUAAGGACAAUGAGGAUGGACUGGAAGGUUGGACAGCGUACCAGCUGCUGACGAAAGUUAGCGAGGGUGCCACGAGUGGGUUUGAGAUUCUCACCCAAGCCGUUGAUGAUAUCAUUGUCGGCCUCAACAGUCGCAAUUCCAGGACAAUUCGAAUCAGAUCCUCCAACCUCACGCAAUGGCGUCCAGAGACGCAAAGAUGGAUGCAGAGCCUGAGUGAUGAUGUAAUUUUGGUGCAGGAAACGCACUUAACCAACAAAGGCGUUGCUGAAGCUUUGGCAGCUAUGCACAAAGUUGGUUAUGAGAUGCUUGGGGGAGAAGCGGUUACCUCUUCGAAGCAAGGGACCAAUGGCGGAGUCGCUCUGCUCUCCAAAAAACACCUCAAAGUCCAGGCUAUGCAUCAUUUUACCGAGGAAGGCUGUGGCUACUGUGCAGCCAAACUGAGAGUCAAAGGAGAUUUCAACGUCUCUCCAAACGAGCUGGCAGAUACCAACAUCGUCAGCGAGCUUGGUGGCCAAAUACUCUGUGCGGGAGAGCCCACAACCCAUGGGGGCAGUGAGCUGGAUUUUGUGAUCACCAGCUCGGCCAUAUCAGGCCAUACCUCGCUGAAGCUUGAUUGGAGUGUCCUGGGGCAGGAUUUCUUGUCUGAUGAUAUGUCAAGGCGGUGGGCAGCCAUCUCUCAGUGGUGCCAGCAGGCCAUGUAUCCGGACGAGACUGAACCCAGAGGUGGCUCCCUUGACCUCCAAAGGCUCCCUCAGGUUUUGGGACAGCCCUGCAAGCCCUAUUCAACGCAAGCGGGCCUUUGGUUACGUGUGGAAUCUUGGCUUAACGCAGUCACCAAGGCCAAGAUUAAACUCAGCACGAAAACCAUCUCGGAAGUGCUUGAGCAACUGGAAUUCCAUGCAAAGGAAGACAGUGAAGCCGUCAGUCACCGGGCUGAGAUCCUCGCCCAUCUCUCAGGCUUCGAUGUCAUGACCAAAGAGAAUGAAGAAUACGUACGUGGAUGCAUCAAACAAGCCCAGUCCGAGCAUCUCGCUGAGGCAAAACAGAGGUAUCAGAGCUGGCUGGAAGGAGCCCAGGUCAAAGGUAUGCGUCCACUGUACAAGGCAAUUCGCUCCCAUGAACAAGUCCUGGUAAGGCCCUUUCGUGACAAGGAGGCGGCGCUUCGGCCGUAUCUCAGGUACUAUCAAUGGCAGGAAAUUUGGAAAAGUCAACCAAAACCGGUGGACCCGAUCAUACCGGAGCUGCUCAGCAGGGCAGUCAAGGAGGCGGCUAGUUUGCCGGCCAUCACGGCCGCUAAGCUUCAAACCAAGUUUCACUGCCUCCCUGAGAAGGCCCCAGGAGUUGAUGGAUGGAACAACCGCAUGCUAAAACAACUGCCCCCGGGUGCGCUGGAGCCUCUCGCGCUUUUCUUGAACCACAUGGAAGCCACUGGUAAGGUCGCUGUUGCCACAGGGCGCCACCGCGCCACAGUCUACCUUGACCUCACUACUUUCUACGAAACUCUUGCCCACUCGAGGCUCAUUGCCUCGGCACAGGAGCUGGCAUUCCCGGCGAGCCUGCUAAACAUCGCUAUCCAGAUCUACCGUGGCGCACGCAUCAUUGAUGCUGAAGGCACAAUGAGCCCUGUCUGUUACACGGGUUGCGGCGUUGUUGCAGGCUGCCCUGUUGCUCCUGCCUUGAGCAAGCUCGCUCUUUACAGGCCUUGCAGAGCGGUGCAAAAUACUGGCCUCUUGGCAGGGCUGGACACCUGGAUAGACGACGUGUCGAUAGACGCAGAGGAUGCAGACCCGCAGCGCGCAGCCCAAAAAAUUGUGGCUUUAUACAGAACCAUCAGCACUGAGCUUGACAAUGCUGAACUGUUGAUCAGCGCGUCUAAGUCUGCUUUCGUAUGUACGGAUCGGCACACGCAGCACCGUCUGAAGCAGCUUCUGCUUCCAGGUGAUCCGCCAGUUCUGCAUCUUGUCAAAGAUCUAGGUGUGGAUUCGGCGGGAGCCCGUAGACGCAGGGUCGCCACCAGUAAUGCACGCAUCUCCAAGGCCUCGUGCAGAAGUGGCAAACUUACGCGGCUUCGUAUUCCCAACCCCAAGAAACGAGCCCAGAUCGCGGCGACCGGUGUGGAGACC